Saccostrea echinata is the source of this 579-nucleotide messenger RNA. RefSeq lists its product as uncharacterized. Lineage: Eukaryota; Metazoa; Mollusca; Bivalvia; Ostreida; Ostreidae. The transcript has 3 exons. The record is from RefSeq and is a predicted model, not a curated record. Bases 16 to 579 code for a protein of 187 amino acids.
AACAACGAUUAUGUUAUGUCCGGAAGUCCUAACGCCGUCUGUGACGCCACUGGAGUCUGGCUCCCGGUCUCUGGGUCUGUACCGGAAUGUAGUUCAUCAUACCUCAAAGACGUCUGGUUCAUACUGGUUCUAUCGUUGUUGGGGUUCAUCGCCAUAGUGAUCAUUCUGCUCCUGCUGAUUCUCUGUUGCAGAUUUUGUUGUAUUCGAAAUCGUGUCGAUGAUGAAGAGAGUGAGGCGGGCGGAAGAGGAUGCUGCCCGUGCUGCAGAUCGUCGUCAGAGGAAGAGGAAGAAGAAAAGCCAAAACCGCGGAUGAAACCUCUCACAACAGCAAAGAAAUCUCCGAAUAAUAAAAUAAAUAAACCCGUCACGAAAAAUAAAAUAACGAAAAAGAAAGUUGUGUCUAAAAAAGGGAAAAUAAUGAGGUCAAAGAAAGGGGUAAAAACUCUUAAGAAGGGGAAAGAAAAAGCUACAGUGAAAACAAAGGAAGACAGACCACUUAACUCCCGUGAAGCAAAGAGCGUUACGGAGUGGAAGCCAUUUGCUAAACCCGUGAGAAAUAUAAACACAAGUACCAAAUAG